Molecule: messenger RNA, 434 nt
Organism: Caenorhabditis sp. 36 PRJEB53466
Lineage: Eukaryota; Metazoa; Nematoda; Chromadorea; Rhabditida; Rhabditidae
Source: the annotation of a GenBank genome assembly
AUGUCGCUGAUUUGGUCGAUGAUCGGAGUGAUCACUUGCAUUUUCUCAAUGACUUCGCUCGCUUUGGAUGUUUCUGUCGCCGGUCCCAAUGGCAUUUACCUCUGGAGUCUUUUAUCCUGUAAGUCCGUCAUUCUCAUUAAAACUCUUCACUUCUUCUUCUUCCUCUUUCAGCCGUUUCCCACGGAGGAGCCCUCGCGCUCUUCUACUCUCAAUUCCAGUCCUCGUUCAAGAUCUCGAUGCUUCUCGAGGAACACCAGGACGUCGGCUUCACCACUUUCAACCAGGCCUCCCUUUCCUACGCCUUCUACAUGUCUCUCUGCGCUCUUUUCGCCCUCUACAUUCCCCCAUUGACAUUGGUGUUGUUCACCGAAAAACUGACCAUCAGCUCUCGAAAACAACAAUCCAACUUUGAUCCAACGCUCAUGUUGUACUGA